UCGAACUCUUUUGAAGCAUCAAAAAUGCCUCGAUACUUAAAGUUUAACUUAAUCGUUUCAAAAUGCACCAUGGCAAUGUACAAAAUCGACGAAAACGCCUCAAAAACAACCAAAAUUCUUUAUAAAUUAUUAAGGGUCGUAAUAAACAUUGUGUUAUUCUCUGGAUUAAUCUUAACGGCGAUUAAUGUGGUCUUAAUCAACUUUGAGAAGGGGAAAUUAGAAAUCGAUAAAAUGGCUGUUGAGAUUAUGACGAUUAUAAUAUUUUUUUCUGCGAUUUUUAGAACAAAUUAUUUCUAUUUCUGCGAAAAUAAACUAGAAAGAGUCGUUAAAACGAUUAAUAAGUUUAAACACAAAACAACAACUGGUUUUGAAGAAAAAAACUUAAAUAAUUGCGUUAAAAUAACGAAAAUGUUCGUGGUGCUUUGGAGUUUUAGCGUUUUUUUCACGGGGCAAUUCAUGGCUUUGCUCCCGUUGUUUGAAAUUCACAAAGUUGGAAGAGUUCUCCCAUUGCCAUUGUGGUACCCUUUCGAUUCGAAACGAACUCCUUAUUACCAAAUCAUUUAUUUAACACAAAUCGUAACCCAACACUUCAUGGUUUUCUCGUACGGCAACUCGGAUAUGUUUUUUUCAUGCACCACGAUAUUUAUAACAGAGCAAUUCACUUUAUUGGGGUGGACUUUAAAAAAUUUGAUCCACACCGUCCUUUUAAAACACGGAAUCGAUAAAAAAUCGAUCGAAACAAAUAAAUUAAGUUGA
Onthophagus taurus is the source of this 756-nucleotide messenger RNA. NCBI's taxonomy places the organism in Eukaryota, Metazoa, Arthropoda, Insecta, Coleoptera, Scarabaeidae. The record is from RefSeq and is a predicted model, not a curated record.